This is a messenger RNA of Penicillium chermesinum, 1242 nucleotides long. Its product is annotated as WD40 repeat domain-containing protein. The transcript is spliced from 2 exons. The coding region runs from base 1 to 1242 and encodes 413 amino acids. Gene Ontology annotation, molecular function: protein binding. NCBI's taxonomy places the organism in Eukaryota, Fungi, Ascomycota, Eurotiomycetes, Eurotiales, Aspergillaceae. The record is from RefSeq and is a predicted model, not a curated record.
AUGGCGGAGGAUUCACAGCUUCUAAAUGGCCCCGCCACUCCUUUGUAUGUUCUCCGCGGGCAUGCCGCUCCAAUACAUGCCUUGAAUGUCUUUUCGCGGAAUCUGCGGCUGGUCUCAGGAGACGCCGACGGGUGGGUCGUCAUGUGGGAUUUGGUGACCAAACGACCGGUGGCCGCAUGGAAAGCACAUGCCGGCGCUGUUCUGGAGUUGAAGGGAUUCGAAAGGGGCCAAGGAAUAACUGAGAUCUACACACAUGGCCGUGAUCACAAACUCUGUGUCUGGAAAAUCCGGGCAGAAGACGAAGGCUUUCUUGGUAAAUCUCUGCCUGUUGAUGUAGCUUCCUCAGGGACUCAAAAAACCCAAGCACAGCCAUGGCUUCUACAUUCCCUGCCAGUCAAUGCACUUAAUUUCUGCGCCUUUUCAAUGACCACUGUUACUAGCCCUGAUGCUGAGAAAUCCGGCGAUGCUGCACCAAAAGCCGCUUUCUUCGCGGUCCCUAAUGCGCUGGACUCAGGCGGAAUCGAUAUCUUCCAUCUUCCGUCUGAGCGCCGGCUUACCACGAUCGCCUCUGACCCAUCGGUGCAAACGGGGAUGGUGAUGGCCGUGAACCUCUUCUUUACCUCUGCAGGGGACCUCUUCGUCGCAUCUGCCUACGAAGACGGACAUGUAAUGGUUUUCGCGCAUAAAGAGCCUCUCACGCCAGCCAAGUUCGAACCUACCUCCUCAAAACCUUGGAUGUGGGAGAAAGUCUACAUCUGCCGCCCGCACACUCAACCCGUCCUGUCUAUCGAUGUUGCUCCCACGAAGGACUUCUUCCUCUCUUCAUCAGCUGAUUCACUGAUUGUGAAACACCCAAUCCCAGGAACUGGGACUGUCGACGGAGUACCGGUUAUCAACUACAAAGAGGAGGCGCCAUUGAAAGUGGUAAAUACGAAACAUUCCGGGCAGCAGGGGCUGCAAAUUCGCAGCGACGGGAAGAUUUUCGCGACUGCUGGCUGGGACAGCAGAGUGCGUGUGUACUCAGGGAAAACCAUGAAAGAGCUGGCGGUCCUCAAGUGGCACAAAGACGGCUGCUAUUGUGUUGCAUUUGGAGAAACUACCCCGGCAGAGCCAAAAGCAGAUAUCCACACGGAAAAGUCGCUUGUGGCUGUCCAGAACCAAAGGAACCAAAAGAUACAUCAAACGCACUGGCUAGCAGCGGGAUCAAAAGACGGAAAAAUCUCAUUGUGGGAUAUCUAUUGA